AUAUUUUGUUCAAGCUUAUUUUGUUGUUUCUUGUUAUAAAAGUAGUAGCUUUAAAGUUCUUCAUUUGUGUUGAGUCUUCUUAUAUGCUCUUAGUUUGAGGUGCUGCCAAUAAAUUCCUUGAAAUAGUAAUGCAGCAUUGUUCAUUCUUGUGAAGAAUUAAGACAGAUAAAUCAAAUUAAAAGAGAGUAAUUUAAAAAAAAUGGAGGGAAGAUAUUGGGUUUUAAUGGGAGUAAUGGCAAUGGUGAUUGUUACAAGUAGAGGCAGUGAUGAAGAAGGUGGUGAAGUAACGUAUGAUGGAAGGUCUCUCAUUGUUGGUGGGCAGAGGAAGCUCCUCUUCUCCGGUUCCAUUCAUUAUCCUCGAAGCACCCCCGAGAUGUGGCCAUCGUUAAUAGCCAAGGCCAAAGACGGUGGACUGGAUGUAAUUCAAACUUAUGUGUUUUGGAGCGUCCAUGAACCCCGACCAGGUCAGUAUGAUUUCACUGGGAGGUAUGAUUUAGUAAAGUUCAUCAAGGAAGUUCAAGCACAAGGGUUGUAUGUCUGCCUCAGGAUCGGUCCUUACAUCGAAAGUGAAUGGAGUUAUGGGGGUUUUCCAUUUUGGCUGCAUGACAUCCCUGGCAUUACAUAUAGAACAGACAACGGACCGUUCAAAUUCUAUAUGCAAAAUUUUACUACAAAACUAGUAAACCUCAUGAAAUCAGAGGAGUUAUAUGCUUCACAAGGAGGCCCUAUAAUAUUGUCACAGAUUGAAAAUGAAUAUCAAAACGUUGAAGCAGCUUUUGGGAAAAAAGGGCAUUCUUAUGUACGCUGGGCUGCUGGUAUGGCCGUUGGGCUUCAGACUGGUGUUCCUUGGGUGAUGUGUAAGCAAAAUGAUGCUCCUGAUCCUGUGAUUAAUACGUGCAAUGGGAUGAAAUGCGGGGAAACUUUUGCUGGACCUAACUCCCCAAAUAAACCAUCAAUGUGGACGGAAAACUGGACAUCUUUCUUCCAAGUCUUUGGUGGGAAGCCAUACAUAAGGUCUGCGGAAGAGAUUGCAUUUCACGUCUCACUUUUUCUUGCAAAAAAUAAUGGAUGUUACGUGAAUUACUACAUGUAUCACGGAGGAACAAAUUUUGGAAGAACAGGCACUUCUUAUGUUACCACCAGUUACUAUGAUGAAGCACCCCUUGAUGAAUAUGGUCUUAUAAGGCAACCUAAAUGGGGCCACCUUCGGGAGCUUCAUAUGGUGAUAAAAGCUUGCUCAAAAACCUUGCUUGAGGGAAAGAAGUCCUAUCUUUCCUUGGGUCAACUACAGGCGGCUUAUGUUUUCCAAGAAGAGAGUGGAGGUUGUGCUGCCUUUUUUAUAAACAAUGACACAAGAAAUAGCGCAAAUGUUGUGUUUCAGAACAGAUCAUAUCAACUUCCUCCGAAGUCAAUUAGCAUCCUUCCAGAUUGUGUGAAUAUAACUUUUAACACAGCAACGAUAACAACUGAAAGUGGAAAGAGAAAUGCAAGAUCAGAACUAGCUAUCAGCUCAGCUACUAAAUGGGAGUUAUUAAAUGAGGUGAUACCGAACUUCUCUGACACUUCUUUGAAGGCAGGUGCUUUACUAGAACAAAUGAAUGUAACAAAAGAUGAAUCUGAUUAUCUCUGGUACACUCUAAGUUUUGAAGCUAAUCCUUCUUGUAGUGAACCAGUACUUCAUCUUCGGUCUUUUGCACAUGUUGCUUAUGCUUUUGUGAAUGGCGCAUAUGCUGGAGGUGCACAUGGAAGUCGUGGUGUCAAGAAUUUCUCACUUGAAACCCCUAUUAAGUUGGAUAAUGGACUGAACAAUAUUUCUGUGCUAAGUGUGAUGGUGGGAUUACCGGAUUCGGGAGCAUAUCUUGAAAGGAAGUUUUCUGGACUGCGUGAAGUGGCUGUAAGAUGCAACGGAGAUGAUUCCUACGAUUUAGCAGUGAAUUAUACGUGGGGAUACAAGGUUGGAUUAUUGGGAGAAGAUUCACAAAUUUAUAAAGAACAGAACCUUGGCAAAGUGGUUUGGGGUGGACUUGAACCUUCUACUGCAAAGCCUCUCACUUGGUAUAAGACCACAUUUGAUGCACCUGACGGAGAAGAUCCAGUGGCCUUAGACUUAAGCAGUAUGGGAAAAGGCGAAGCCUGGAUCAAUGGACAAAGUAUUGGUCGUUAUUGGGCGUCCUUGCUUACCCCUGACGGAAAACCUUCUCAAACAAUGUACCACAUUCCCCGAUCCUUUCUGAAACCGUCAGAAAAUCUUCUGGUUCUGUUUGAGGGAGUUGGUGGAAAUCCUCUUCAAGUUUCUGUCAACACCAUAUCCUGGACUACUAGAAUUUUUGCACUUUCUGUAGAAAUUUCUUACAAAGAAAACAUGGGGUUUAGUUUAAUUUCAAUACAUUGCUUGGUUUUGGCAUUGUUUCUGCAAUUAACAGUUGGGUAUGGUAGUAAUGUUUCAUAUGAUAGUCGUUCUUUCAUAAUUGAUGGACAAAGGAAGCUUCUUAUUUCUACUGCUAUUCACUACCCUCGUAGUGUCCCUGCUAUGUGGCCAGGUUUAAUUCAGCUGGCAAAGGAAGGUGGUGCCAAUGUCAUUGAAUCAUAUGUAUUUUGGAACGGCCACGAAUUGUCUCCUGACAAUUACUAUUUUGAGGGGCGGUAUGAUCUAGUUAAGUUUGUGAAGACGGUGCAGCAGGCUGGGAUGUAUAUGAUGCUUCGUAUUGGACCCUUUGUUGCAGCAGAGUGGAAUUUUGGAGGGGUUCCUGUUUGGCUGCACUAUGUACCUGGAACUGUAUUUAGGACUGACAAUGAGCAAUGGAAGUAUUACAUGAAGAAGUUCACGACAUACAUAGUGGACCUGAUGAAGAAGGAGAAGCUUUUUGCAUCACAAGGAGGUCCGAUCAUCAUGGCUCAGGUAGAAAAUGAAUAUGGUUAUUAUGAACAAUCAUAUGGAGAUGGAGGGAAGAAAUAUGCCUUGUGGGCUGCUAAUAUGGCCCUUUCUCAGAACAUAGGUGUGCCUUGGAUAAUGUGCCAGCAGUGGGAUACACCUGAUCCUGUGAUAAAUACUUGUAAUGGAUUCUACUGUGACGACUUUACUCCAAGUUCUUCUAAAAGUCCGAAGAUUUGGACUGAGAACUGGCCUGGAUGGUUCAAAACAUUUGGCGACGUGGAUCCUCACAGACCUGUCGAAGAUGUUGCUUAUGCUGUUGCUCGUUUUUUUCAGAAGGGUGGCAGUGUACACAACUAUUACAUGUAUCAUGGCGGAACAAAUUUUGGUCGCACUGCUGGUGGACCAUUUAUUACAACAAGUUAUGAUUAUGAUGCACCAAUUGAUGAAUAUGGUUUACCAAGGCUUCCUAAGUGGGGACAUCUCAAGGAACUUCAUGGAGCAUUGAAGUUGUGUGAGAAUGCACUGAUUACUGGAGAGAGGACUAAUGUUUCUCUUGGUCCUCAACAAGAGGCCAAUGUAUUUACAGACUCAUCUGGAGUUUGUGCAGCCUUCCUUGCCAAUAUGGACAACAAAACUGAUACAGUUGUGAAAUUCAGAAACAAGACAUACCAUCUGCCAGCAUGGUCAGUUAGCAUCUUGCCAGACUGCAAAAAUGUAGUGUAUAACACUGCCAAGGUUGGAUCCCAGGCUUCUGUGGUUGAUAUGGUGCCUGAGAAUCUCAGGCCAUCAGUGGUGCCACCUAGCAAAGACUUGAAAGCUCUUCAAUGGAAAGUGUUUGUUGAAAAACCUGGAAUAUGGGCAACACCUGAAUUCAAUAUGACAGGUUUUGUUGAUCAUAUAAAUACAACAAAAGAUUCUACUGACUACCUCUGGAUCACAACAAGCCUGUAUGUUGACAGUGAUGAGAAGUUCUUGAAAGACAGAAGCAGUCCAGUACUAUCUGUAAAAUCAAAGGGCCAUGCUCUUCAUGUUUUUGUGAAUCAAAAACUUCAAGGUAGUGGAUUUGGGAAUGGAUCGGUCUUUUCCUUUGAAUCUGUGAUUCCCAUAUCUUUAAAGGCUGGAAAGAAUGAAAUUGCUCUUCUUAGCAUGACUGUCGGCUUGCAAACUGCAGGGCCACAGUACGAAUGGAUAGGAGCAGGCCUAACAAGUGUUGAAAUCAAAGGACUUAACAAAGGAGCUGUGAAUCUAACUAAAUUUAAUUGGACCUACAAGAUUGGAUUACUGGGAGAGCAAUUGAAUCUGUAUAAAGGUGAAGGUUUGAAAAGUACAAACUGGGUGUCGACCACUGAACCACCUAAGACUAAACCGCUUACAUGGUACAAGGCUUUGGUGGACCCACCCUCUGGGAAUGAGCCUGUAGGACUGGAUAUGAUACAUAUGGGGAAGGGCUUAGCUUGGUUGAAUGGAGAGGAAAUAGGAAGAUAUUGGCCUCGAAAAAGUCCCAAGCAUCAUGAUUGUGUUGAUCAUUGUGACUACCGUGGAAAAUUUUUACCCAACAAGUGCAGCACGGGAUGUGGAGAACCGACCCAGAGAUGGUAUCAUGUUCCACGGUCUUGGUUUAAGCCAUCAGGCAAUGUAUUGGUUAUCUUUGAAGAAAUUGGUGGAGAUCCAACUGAGAUUAGGUUCUCCAAGAGGAAAGCCACAGGUGUUUGCAGUUUCGUUUCUGAAGAUCAUCCUUCUGUCUCUGUUGAAUCCUGGACCACUGCUGUGAAAGACACCAACGAUAAAAAGGCAACUGCGCAGCUAAGCUGCCCUAGUAAUACUCGCAUAUCUGCUAUUAAGUUCGCCAGUUUUGGGAACCCUUCGGGAGCUUGUGGGUCGUACAUCCAGGGAGACUGCCAUGAUCCCAAUUCUGCAUCUGUGCUGGAAAAGGUUUGCUUAAAUAGAAGGGACUGCAGCGUUGAGUUGAGCAAAGAUAAUUUCGAUUUAGGUCAUUGUCCGGGAACAAUUAGAAGGCUUGCUGUUGAAGCAGUUUGCAGUUGAUAGGCAGUUAUAUUGAUAAUUGUAUUAGCUACUUCCUAGUUUUAUUCAGUUAGGGAACACCCUCGUUAUGAGUGUUGAGUCAUAUACAUCAUACCAAAAAAAAAUAUGGCCGGUUUUUCA
This is a messenger RNA of Chenopodium quinoa (quinoa), 5038 nucleotides long. Its product is annotated as beta-galactosidase 3-like. Bases 200 to 4918 code for a protein of 1572 amino acids. The transcript has 37 exons. Gene Ontology annotation, biological process: carbohydrate metabolic process. The record is from RefSeq and is a predicted model, not a curated record. Gene Ontology annotation, molecular function: carbohydrate binding; beta-galactosidase activity. Gene Ontology annotation, cellular component: vacuole; cell wall. NCBI's taxonomy places the organism in Eukaryota, Viridiplantae, Streptophyta, Magnoliopsida, Caryophyllales, Amaranthaceae.